Messenger RNA from Protobothrops mucrosquamatus (brown spotted pit viper), 1754 nucleotides. Its product is annotated as tropomodulin-2. Gene Ontology annotation, molecular function: tropomyosin binding. Gene Ontology annotation, cellular component: striated muscle thin filament; myofibril. Gene Ontology annotation, biological process: pointed-end actin filament capping; muscle contraction; myofibril assembly. The coding region runs from base 131 to 1180 and encodes 349 amino acids. The transcript has 10 exons. The record is from RefSeq and is a predicted model, not a curated record. Lineage: Eukaryota; Metazoa; Chordata; Lepidosauria; Squamata; Viperidae.
AACACCCAGUCUUUUGAACUGGCCUGCAAACAUAUGUGGAAGAGGAUACUGUACAUCAAGACAGAGGAAUCCGGAAGACUGUCUUGUGAAUGAUUGACAAGUAAACAUCAACGGGACGUGAUUGAGAGACAUGUCAGUGCCAUUCCGGAAAGAGCUGGAGAAAUACAGAAAUAUCAACGAAGAUGAAAUUCUGAACAAACUCUCUGAGGAUGAACUCAAACAGCUGGAGAAUGUCCUUGAUGACCUAGAUCCAGAGAAUGCCCUUCUGCCAGCGGGCUUCCGACAGAAAGAUCAGACCAGUAAACCUGCCACGGGACCUUUUGACAGAGAACGACUAUUGUCCUACUUGGAGAAAGAAGCACUGGAGCACAAAGACAGAGAAGAUGUGGUUCCUUUUACUGGAGAAAAGAAAGGAAAAGCAUUUGUGCCUAAGGAGAGACCAAUAGAGACCCACACAGAAAAGAAGGUGACUCUGGAUCCAGAAUUAGAAGAAGCUCUGGCCAGCGCCUCUGAUACUGAGCUGUAUGAUCUAGCAGCUGUCCUCGGAGUUCAUAAUUUGGUCAACAACCCUAAGUUUGAUGAAGGAACCACCGGUCAAGAUGGCAAAGGAAUUGUGAAAAAUGUGGUUAAAGGUGAAAAGGUCAAGCCUGUUUUUGAAGAACCACCUAACCCAACAAAUGUUGAAACCUGUUUGCAAAGAAUUAAGGCAAAUGAUCCCACUCUACAAGAAGUCAAUCUGAACAACAUAAAGAACAUCCCAAUUCCAACUCUUAAAGACUUUGCAAAGGCUCUGGAAACCAAUAACCAUGUGAAAAAAUUCAGCCUGGCAGCUACUCGAAGCAAUGACCCUGUUGCAAUGGCUUUUGCGGAUAUGCUAAAAGUAAACAAGACACUGAAAAGUCUAAAUAUAGAAUCCAAUUUUAUCACUGGGACAGGCAUCCUUGCUUUGGUUGAUGCUCUGAAAAGAAAUGAAGUACUGGCAGAAAUCAAAAUUGACAAUCAGAGACAACAGCUUGGCACAGCCGUGGAGAUGGAAAUUGCUCAGAUGUUGGAGGAGAAUUCUCAGAUUCUCAAAUUUGGGUACCAGUUUACAAAGCAAGGCCCAAGAACCAGGGUAGCAGCUGCCAUCACUAAAAAUAAUGAUCUAGUUCGCAAGAAACGAGUGGAAGAACACCACUAGCCUGGUCUCUGAGGAUGUGAGGGAAGAGAAUGAUUUCAUCACAACCUCAGAAAAUUUACCGAUUUAAAGGGAAGAUACUGGAAAGGCUUUAGAACAAGACUGUUCAUGUUCCAUUACCUCAAUUCAUCCCUUCCUGCUAUUUGACCACCGUAAUCCAGCCUAAUUUUCUCUUUCCUAGCAAUCAACAAUCGUGCUCUGUAUUCAAGAUGCUCUGAGCUGAAUGGAAGACCAUUCCAACUUGCAAGUUGCAAGUUAGUCUUUUCUCCCCCUUCCAUUUAAUGCUAAUCCAUGAGUGAUUAGGAAAUUUUCCUGCACCAGUCCACUGAAACAUGUGGGAAUUGUUUAGUGGAUUGUGCUGUCUAUGUCGUACAAACCGCCACCUCCUCUUGACUCAUAGCAAACCUAAGUCUGCUCUUUGUUUCCUGUUAUCUUUCCACAGUUGUGUGCAAAUUAUAAAGAAAGGGACCAAGGUCAUUUUAAAACAACUUUUCAUGCCAAGGUGGAACUGUUCUUAUACCAGCACACUCUGCCAAACAAAUUAAUCUUCAAAUUCCAGACUACAAUGUGCCAUAAG